Molecule: messenger RNA, 5840 nt
Organism: Labeo rohita (rohu)
Lineage: Eukaryota; Metazoa; Chordata; Actinopteri; Cypriniformes; Cyprinidae
Gene: acin1a
Product: apoptotic chromatin condensation inducer 1a
Exons: 18
Coding region: 35-5470 (1811 amino acids)
Molecular function (GO): nucleic acid binding
Source: RefSeq, a predicted model, not a curated record
CGCGCGAGCUACAGAACGAGCGAAGGGAAUCAAGAUGGCGGACCUCGAAGACGUUACGCUGGACGGGAGGCCGCUCCAUUCGCUCCGGGUGGCGGAUUUGAAGGCGGCAUUGGAAGAGAGAGGGCUUCCGAAAAGCGGACAGAAGAAUGCUCUCGUCAAGAGGCUCAAAGGGGCUCUCAUGUUGGAGAACCUUCAGAAAACCUCUACUCAUCACAUUGGCCUGCAGCCUAACUCCCGGAUUGGGGAGGAAAUGAGUCAGAACAGCUUCAUUAAACAGUACCUGGCCAAACAACAAGAGCUUCUCAGGCAGCGCUUGGAGAGAGAAGCGCGAGAGGCAGCUGAAACUGACGGAACAGACCAUGAAGACCACGCAGAGGCCAAUGACAGUAUUUGUGCUGCUUCUAACCAGGAUGUUGCUCCCUCCUUAGUUGACCAACACAAAGGAGGUUCAGCAGUAGCUGGGGGAUUUGGGAGUGAGAGUGAUGAGCUGAGAGAAAAAGAAACGCCUGGGCAGCCAUCUCCCUCCGCACCUGCCCAGCCUGGCGCAAUAGCCUCUUUAUCUGUGCGGGUUGUUGGUGAAAGAGGACCAACUUCAAGCCAUGUACCUGCUGACAGUGAUGAUGACAGUGAAGGUGGGGAUGACAAUGAUGACGAGGAGGAGGAGUGGAACGCCAAAGCUCAACGGAGUCGUCGAGCACAGCCUCCAAGAAACCAACCGGUGAGGGAAAGAUCUGGUGGCUCGCAGCAACAGCAGCAGCCGCCCCCCCAACACAUACCUUUACUAUCACAGCAGCUUAGACAGCCCACUCCUCCCCCGUCCCCUCCUCCUGAACUCUCUUUUCCACUCCCAGACACCCCUAAACAGAGCCCCCCUAGUCCUGGAGAGCCCCCAUCUAGGCAGCGCAUAUCUAGCUCUUCGAGCUCUGGUAGUUCAAGUAGUGACAGUCGUAGCAGUAGCCCUGAACCAGCAGGAGACUCCUCAGAGCGCAGACCAGGCCCACUGACCUUACUGGCACGCAAGAUGGAGUCUGAGGGAGCUUUCUCGGGGGCAGGAAAGCGUGAUAGGGAGGGAAUGGAUGGACAGAGAAGCCACCAUGAAGGAGCUGUGUCUGCAAUUACCCACACAGCUAAUGCAGCGUCCGUUUUGUCAUACCCUAGUUCAGUGAUUUCCAACCAGGGUGUAAGUGUCGUGAGGACAGCGGUGAUGGAAGAGAGUGAUGGCAUGAAGCAGGAUGAGGGUAGCCAUCUUUUAUGGGAGAAAGACAACAAAAAGAGGGAAAGACAACGAGAACAAGAGAGACUGAAAGCCCUAGAAAAGGAGAGAGAGGAAAAGGAGAAGGCAUUGGAAGAAGAGCGAGCAAGAGUUUUGGAACGGGAAAGACAGGAACGAGAAGAAGCUUUGAAACGCGAGAGGGCUUUGCAGCGAGAAAGGGAAGAGAAAGAAAAGGCUUUACAGCGGGAGAGAGAAGAGAGGGAGAGGCUUGAAAGAGAACGACUCGAGAGAGAACAAGCCCUGGAACGAGAGAGGCAGGAAGCUUUAGAGCGGGAGAGAUUAGAGCGAGAGAGGCUGGAGAAGGAAAGACAAGAACGAGAACAAGCCUUAGAGCGGGAGAGACUCGAGAGAGAAAGACUUGAGAAAGAAAGACAAGAACGAGAAGAAGCUCUAGAAAGGAAGAGAUUGGAGAAGGAGCGGCUUGAGAAGGAAAGACUAGAAAGAGAAGCUGCUCUAGAGAGGGAGAGAUUGGAGAAAGAGCGGCUUGAGAAGGAAAGACUAGAAAGAGAAGCUGCUCUAGAGAGGGAGAGAUUGGAGAAAGAGCGGAUUGAGAAGGAAAGACUAGAAAGAGAAGCUGCUCUAGAGAGGGAGAGAUUGGAGAAAGAGCGGCUUGAGAAGGAAAGACUAGAAAGAGAAGCUGCUCUAGAGAGGGAGAGAUUGGAAAAAGAGCGGCUUGAGAAGGAAAGACGAGAACGAGAAGAAGCUCUAGAGAGGGAAAGGUUGGAGAGAGAGCGGCUUGAGAAGGAAAGGCAAGAACGAGAAGAAGCUCUAGAGAGGGAAAGGUUGGAGAAAGAGCGCCUUGAGAAGGAAAGGCAAGAACGAGAAAAAGCUCUAGAGAGGGAAAGGUUAGAGAGAGAACGGCUUGAAAAGGAAAAACAAGAACGAGAACAAGCUCUAGAGAGGGAGCGAUUGGAAAGAGAGCGGCUUGAGAAGGAAAGACAAGAACGAGAAGAAGCUCUAGAGAGGGAGAGAUUGGAGAGAGAGCGGCUUGAGAAAGAAAGACAAGAACGAGAAGAAGCUCUAGAGAGGGAGCGGCUUGAGAAGGAAAGGCAGGAACGAGAGAGGCAAGAAAAAGAACAAGCUCUAGAGAGGGAGAGGCAGGAGAAAGAAAGGCAGGAAAGAGAGCAAGCCUUGGAGAGAGAGAGACUGGAAAAAGAAGCUGCUUUGGAGAAAGAGAGACAAGAAAUGGAGAGGGCCAAAGAACAGGAAAGGCUGGAGAAAGAGAGGGCUUUGGAAAAAGCAGCCGCUCUGGAACGCAAAAGGCAAGAGCAAGAAAGACUUGAGAAAGAGAAAGCUUUGGAAGAAGAACGGUUGCAGAAAGAACAAGCUCUUGAGCGUGAGAGAGAAGCGCAGAGAAAAGCAGAGGAGGAGCGAGAGCGAGCUUUGGAAAAAGAGAGAGAGGAACAGGAGAGGGCUUUAAAAGAAGAGCAGCAGAGAGCCUUGGAGGAAAAGGAAAGACUUCUGGAGCAAAAAAGAGUGCAGGAGGAAAAGGAAAAAGCUUUGAAGCAUGAAAAAGAGGAGGAACGUGAGAAAGAAAGAGAAAGCCGUCUUCCUCCGUGGAAGCGUGGUCGUGAUAUCAGUGGUCUUUCUUAUCCAGCGGUCCAAUCUGCUUCUCUGGAGAGUCCGUCGGAAAAGCCAGACGAGAGUGAGACUGGAGAACCGCAGAGCGCUGGCAAAGAUGCUCAAUCUACAGAGCCUAUCCCGCAACAGUCACCCACACCUCCAACACCACUAUCCCCUCAGUCUUCUUCUAAGAAAUCCCGCUUCCUUAGAGAUGCUCCUGGGACAACUCCUCUCCCAUCCUCUCCAAGUUCUGUGCUGAAGAGACCUCGCACUUUCUCAGACAGUCCGAUGCCACAAGCCCCCUCAGUUCCGUUAGUAUCUAAGCCUGAGGAAAAAGAUGCAGCUCAGUCUCCUCAAACAUCAUCAGUCCUUGUUUCAGCACCCCAUGAGCUUGAGAGCAAGACUCCCGAAGUGUCUGCCCGACAACAGGCACCACAAGAUGAAGAGAAGAUGGAGACUUCAGAGGAUAAAGAGGCAAGCAAAGACACUAAACAUAAGACACUUAGAAGUGUGGAGGAUGAGGAAAAAACUCCUUUACCCCCUCCAGAGGAGAAGAAAAGAGGAAGAGAAAGGAAAAAGAAAGAAGUGGGGAAGAAAGAAAGAAAAUCAUCAUCCUCCAGCGAUUCCUCCUCAUCCGACUCGGAUUCUGGGUCUUCAUCCUCCUCACGUUCCUCCAGUUCAUCAUCAUCAGAGGAGGAGAAAAGUCGUUCCACUUCAGGCGGUAGGAAGUCUAAAGAGGUCCAGAAAGAUUCUUCAUCUCAGGCCACAGAAAAAGUUGGUCAAACUGCUGAAAAGCCUCCUACAGCCCAACGCAAAAAACGAGUUUUCACAGAGCAGGAGGAAAAAGACAUGCGCAAUGAGGAUGUCAUCCAAACCAAGAAACCCUGCCUUGAACUACAAGAUGAGAAGGUAACAAGGGGAAGAAAGGACGAUGUUGACGAAGAUGACACUAACAAAGACACUACCAGUAGUGAGGUGAAGGAGGCUGUCAUGGCGGAGCCUGAGAAGGUUCCUGAGAGCAGUGAGGAGAGCACCACGCCAAAGACAUUCUCGGCCCGAAGGAUUUCUCUUGGCAGCAGCAAACAGUCUCCUGGGGUGGUGAGUUCAGAGGGGGAAGCGGAGGCCGCAAGCAGUGCUGGCGCUGGCAGGAAGAGGAGAUGGGGCUCCAGUACCGCUGUCACUGCCAAGAAACCCUCAAUCAGUAUAACCACAGACUCUUUGAAGUCUUUAAUACCAGACAUCAAGCCUGCUUUGGGUCAGGAGGCUGUGUUAGACCUGCAUCCAGAGGAGAUGCAUCUUUCUGGGGAGGAGGAAGGAGGAGAGAGGGGCGACCAAGAUCUUAAAAUUAGACGAACUGUAACACAGGUUGUGCCCUCUGACACACAAGAGAAUGGACAGAAAGAAUCUAAAAGAAGUGAACAUGAGGAUGAGGAAGAAAGAAGUGAAGGGCAGGAUAGACUUAGCCAGGAAGAAAAAAUGGAAGGCUCCAUUCAGGUUUCCAUGGAGACGGAGCCAUCAUCCCCUGGGCGAGACGUUGAUAUGAAGACAGUCACUCCCAGUGACACACUGAUUCGGCGUUCCAUUAGCCAGCAGAAGACAGGCGUGAGUAUCACCAUCGACGACCCGGUCCGCACAGCCAAACAGCCCUCUCCUCCUCGUGGCAAGCUGUCUAACAUUGUCCAUGUCUGCAACCUGGUGAGGCCGUUUACCCUUGGGCAGUUGAAGGAGCUGUUGAACCGCACAGGGACUGUAGUGGAGGAAGGUUUCUGGAUUGACAAGAUUAAAUCUCACUGUUACGUCACAUACUCUAGCGCAGAAGAGGCGAUGGCUACUCGUACAGCACUACAUGGGGUUAAAUGGCCCCAGAGUAACCCUAAGUUCCUCAGUGUUGAUUUCUGCUCGCAAGAGGAGUUGGACUUCCACAGGGGUUUGGGUCCAGCAGGAGAAAAGCCAACAGAGGAGCCUCGUGGGGCGGCAGCCGCUGGGCCUGGCCGUCCAGUACCCCCGCCUCUCCUACCAGAGCGUGAUCAGUGGGCAGAACGAGAAAGAGAAAUGGAAAGGAGGGAGAGAACGCGUGCAGAGAGAGAAUGGGACAGAGAUAAAGUGAGAGACUUCAGCAAAGCUGGAGAGGAGCGGGAAGCUGGGGCCAGAAGAUCACGUUCACGGGAUCGUGAGAGACGGCGCAAAGAAAGAGGGAAGAGCAAAGAGAGGAAAACGGAUAAGAAGGAAAAAGGACCAGAGGAUCCACCUGCUAAACUGCUGGAUGACCUCUUCCGCAAAACCAAAGCGGCUCCAUGCAUAUACUGGCUCCCCCUCACUGAGGAGCAGGCAGCACAGAGGGCAGCGGCUCGUGCCGAGCGCAUGAGGGAAAGAGAGAAGAGGAGGAAGGAGAUGGAAGAGGAGGAUAAGAAACGUGAGGAGGAGCGACGAGAGCGGAUGAAGGCCGGCGGAGCCGCCGGAGGGGAAGGUGAGAGAGACCGUGACAGAGAACGAGACCGAGACAGAGGUCGAGAACGGGAGCGAGAGGGGGAUAAACGGAAGGAGGGAUACCGCAGGCCUGGCGGAAACAGCGCAAGCGGGAGCAGGAGGUCACGAAGCCGCAGCGACCCUCCGCCCAGAGAUCGACGACACUAAGGGACGUCUGGAACUGUCCAGUUUGUGACCCCUGUUCCUGUAUGUGCUGUAACAGCUCUAUGCCUACCUUCCUGAGGACCAACUCAGACUUUAUAAAAACACACACGUGCGCACACACACAUUCUGCGUAAAGACGCACGGGUGCACACACACACAUACACACACACAUUGGGACCACGGUGGUGCUGUGUCUCCAUGUAGACUCGUCUCAUUGUCUCUCGACUGGGCUUUAAGACUCCUGGUGUUCAUUUCCCUGCCACAGUGUUAAUGGACUUUGGUAAAAAUGGGUCGGACUGCAAGACAUCCUCCAGGUUUGGUAACGUCCUCUUUCUCCUUCAGUCUAGUGUGAACACAGAUCUGAAAGAGAAAA